Messenger RNA from Glycine soja, 339 nucleotides. Its product is annotated as probable ATP-dependent RNA helicase DDX46. Lineage: Eukaryota; Viridiplantae; Streptophyta; Magnoliopsida; Fabales; Fabaceae. Gene Ontology annotation, biological process: alternative mRNA splicing, via spliceosome. Gene Ontology annotation, cellular component: cytoplasm; nucleus. Bases 1 to 339 code for a protein of 112 amino acids. The record is from RefSeq and is a predicted model, not a curated record. The transcript has a single exon.
AUGGAAGAAGAAAAAGCAGUGGCGUACUACGACGAGCUGACCCGUAAGGGCGAGAGAGCUGCGAGGGUCAAGCGAGGUCUCGGCUUUUCCUCUUCAGCACCAAACGACGAUGUUGCAAAACCCUCCUCCUCCUACCUCUCCAAAUUCGUCAAAGCCUCCUCUGGGUCGAAGAAGGAAGCGCAACUCCAAUCCUUCCACGACAGGCUCAAGGAAAAGCCUUCUUUCGAGUCUAGGGUUUUGAGCAGGGAUAGGGACAGCAAUAGAAGUAGAAGACGAAGCAGGAGCAGAGAAAAACGUAGGAAAAGGAGCAGAAGCGGUGAUAGAUACAGGGAAUCAUGA